AUGUAUUUUUGGCCAACCUUACAGGAUUCCGAUGACAUAGAUUAUGCUGUAUUUCUGUACAAAAGAUCCAUAAUACAGAAUACACAUUCUUAUUUAUUGUUUUCUGAAUACGAAGCUGACGUUUUAGAACAACUGAAGAGUGAGUUAGCAGAAAAAUGGCAAGUUAUAACCGACCAAGCUUUAGAUGCAAUAAAGAUGGAAAAUGAGCUUCAACCUAGGAUGAAGUUUACAAUAUCAGCACAGGAAAGAGCAUUCUGGAAUUAUUAUAGACCAAUGCCCGGUGCUGAACCUAUAAUUGUACAUGACGAGAACAAGUAUUACAAUGAUUGCGAACGUUUCUUUACAAUGAUGAGCCAAACUGGGGGAAUUUGUAUGCUCUCAAAUACUAAAAAUGACCUACCAGAAAAUGCACCAGAGAAUGCACCAGAGAAUACACCAGAGAAUGCACCAGAGAAUGUACCAGAGAAUGCACCAGAGAAUCCACCAGAGAAUCCACCAGAGAAUACUAAUGCAUUGGAUAAUCACCCUAAGUACAUGAAAAUUGCAGAACAUUUUGUAAAUUAUAAUGGUGACAUUCAAAUUGUCUAA
This is a messenger RNA of Adelges cooleyi (spruce gall adelgid), 588 nucleotides long. Its product is annotated as regulator of G-protein signaling 7-like. Gene Ontology annotation, biological process: regulation of G protein-coupled receptor signaling pathway. The transcript is spliced from 4 exons. Bases 1 to 588 code for a protein of 195 amino acids. Lineage: Eukaryota; Metazoa; Arthropoda; Insecta; Hemiptera; Adelgidae. The record is from RefSeq and is a predicted model, not a curated record.